Messenger RNA from Neodiprion fabricii, 13753 nucleotides. RefSeq names its product WD repeat and FYVE domain-containing protein 3 (gene bchs). The record is from RefSeq and is a predicted model, not a curated record. The transcript is spliced from 46 exons. Gene Ontology annotation, molecular function: metal ion binding; protein binding. Bases 136 to 10449 code for a protein of 3437 amino acids. NCBI's taxonomy places the organism in Eukaryota, Metazoa, Arthropoda, Insecta, Hymenoptera, Diprionidae.
GAGAGCCGAGAGAGCUAUCAAAUGUCAAGAUGUCUGCUAGCAGUAAAGUGUUAGGAGUCUGGGAUGAAAAAGUGAUUUUCUGGAAGAAUAUGUAGAAUUUUUCAUCUCCUUACCAGUCAGAGCAAAUUCGCAACUAUGAACAUAAUGCGCAAGUUGCGAGGGAGCAACAGUGUUGCUGGUGUCGGAUCUGGAAGUGGGGGUAGCAUCGAUGACGGAGCUAGUGGAGCCAACCCACAGCAUACAGCUUUGGGCCUCAUGCAUCUCAAGAAGCUUUUUUCAGAAUACACACAUCCACCACACCCUCUUAGUGAGGCAGAACGUGAUGACAAACUUUAUAACAUGCUACCCUUGUUCUGCAAGGUAAAAUUAGUCUUUGGUUCUAGUCCUUCUGGAGAUAUGAACGAAAAAUUCUGGGACAUACUAGCAUUUACUCAACAAGUGUCCAAGUUAAUGGUCUCCGAAAUACGACGACGAGCUAGUAACCAAAGUACUGAAACAGCCAGCUGUGCUAUUGUUAAAUUUCUUGAGAUCGAAAAUAGCGAAGAAUCUAGUAAUGGAUGGAUGUUACUAUCGGCGCUAAAUCUGUUAGCUGCUGGUGAUACCUCUCUAAUACAGGUUAUGACAACAGCCUCAGUACCAUCAACAUUAGUUAAAUGUCUUUAUUUAUUUUUUGACUUGCCUCAAAUGAGUGAAGUCGAAGCUGAUGUAGCUGAUACUAAUAGCGAAUUUACUCCAAGAGAACGCAGGAUCUUGCUACAGAAAAUAUUUGUACAGGUAUUGGUGAGAUUGUGCAGCCACCCAUACCCAGCAGAAGAGCUUGCAAGAAAAGAUGAUCUCACUUUAUUAUUUUCUGCGAUAACAAGCUGGUGUCCACAGUAUAAUGUAAUGUGGCGUAAAAGUGCUGCGGAAGUCUUAAUGACAUUAUCACGGCAUGGCCUGACGCAGAAUGUUGUUGCUUAUAUUCACAACAAGGGAUGUAUAGCACUCUGUAUAGAUAAUAUGCAAAGAGUUCCCGAACUCGCACCCUUGGAAGUGGUAGAGAUGUUUGUGACUGUAUUUUGCUUCCUAAAAGACUCAAGUGAAGUAUCGCAAACACUUCUGGAUGAUUUCCGAGCUUGCCAAGGAUAUAUUUUCUUGUCGGAAUUUUUGCUGAAGCAUGCUCCGUCAAGACUAGAGCAAGAUGGUAGAGCAGAGGCUCAAGAUGCGAUCAGAAAUUUAGUAUUGAUGCUAGCUUCGUUAACAAUGUGUGGUCAUACGGAAUUGAAACCAAGUCAAGCCAGUAUGGGUUCGUUAUUUCAAAUGCUCGGCUUCACUCUCCCUCAACCGAGUAACAGAGGUGGAAGUGUUCGCAAUAUACAAGCAUUCCAAGUCUUACAAUCAGUAUUUGUGAAAUCGAAUUCUCCACUGUUAUGCUGCACAAUACUGGAUGCUAUAUCAAGCGUUUAUCACAGCGACAAUGCUAACUACUUCAUACUUGAAGGACAAAACACACUUUCUCAAUUUGCAGAGAAAAUUCACUUGAAGAAUCCGGAAAUACAGGAAAAAUUUUUCCAGUUACUUGAGUUCAUAGUGUUUCAGUUGAAUUUUGUGCCUUGCAAAGAACUCAUAUCACUUUCGAUAUUACUUAAAUCCAACAAUUCUGUCAGCUGCAGUAUCAUGUGUAUGGAAACACUCCUGAAUAUACUGAGGCACAACACAAUAUUUAAAGAAGUAUACAGAGAAGUUGGAAUGUUAGAAGUCUUUGUGACUUGUCUUCAUCGAUAUGCAACAUUACUUAAGGAUAAACAAGUUGCUCAAGAUCAAGGAUUGGAGUACAUAAUGUGUCCAGAUCAAGAGCGUCUGGGUGCUUUGAUCAUGGAAGCAUUGACUACACUGUUAGCAGGCAAUGUUCAAAAUGCUAACGUAUUUAGAGAAUGUGGAGGAGCUCGUUGUUCUCAUAAUCUUGUACCAUACACCGAUUGUAGGCAUCAAGCACUUGGAAUUGUUAGGGAAUUAGUGAUAAGUACUGGCGGAGACGAUGACAUGGCUACAUUACUUGGAGUAAUGCAUUCCGCACCGCCAACUGCGUUGGUUCUGAAAACUCAUAUUUUGAAGUCCUUGCUCGCUUGCCUGAGAGAGUCUCAUCGGACAAGAACAGUAUUUCGUAAAGUGGGAGGGUUUGUUUAUGUGAUGUCAGUUUUGGUAUCUUUGGAAAGUAGACUGGGCAACAAAUUUGUGGAAAAUAAUGAGCCAUGUAACAAUAUAUCUCAAAACAUGUGUCGGAAUGAAUCUCCAUUACUGAUGUUGUUACAUGUUGUGUUUCACACAAUCAGCACUGCCAUGCGAUUUGAACCAGCGAAUGCUAAAUUUUUCCAUCAUGAGAUAUGUCAAUCAAGCUUAUGUGACACUCUGCGACUCCUUGGUUGUUUCUCCUCGCAAACAAAGUUGACUAAUUCUGACGUUGUUUUGACAUCGAAUCACCACAAUGUGUUGCAUUCGUUAUUUACUAGCAAUGUUUUGGAUCCUACAUUUCCAAGCGAAAUGCCAAACGCCCUUGGCUACGCAUGCUUGUUAUUGAGGCUUCUUUACGACGUUGCCUUAGAUGCGUUCGACAAACCAAAUUUGACUGGAGUAGGAGUUCGAUCUCCAAGUCACAGACAUGUAAACAUUGAGCACCAAAAGUCUCUCGAUUCCCCGGGUAGUGGAAAACGUUCGACUGUAAAUUCGUUGAACUUGAAUCCUCCAACUCCGGAACCAAUUGUCAUACACCCUGGGAUUGUCGUUGGAAUGCUUCAUCUUCUUCCGUCGAUAACAGACGAUACAGAAAAACAAAUAGCUUUAGCCUUGCAGUUAUAUAUAGCUGAAAUAAUCAAGAGCUUAGUACGUUCGGAAAGGAACCAGCAAGUAAUGUGUGAAGCGGGAAUGGCAGGUGAACUUCUGAUCAUGGGAAAAGUUGCGCUCCAGGAUGAAACACAUCCACUACAUCAACCUUUGCAAUAUAUAAUUGAACGACUUGCUGCCCAGUCUUUAGAACCAACAGACUUGAGGGAGUUCUUGCGGCUUGGAGAUCCAUUAUGCUGCAUCUCAUUAGAUGAUAUUGAGCCCAAUAAGCCCAAACCCGGGGGACCGGUUCCCCUAACACGCAUAAAAACACUAGUAUCCAUGACAACGCCGAAAGACUUUAGAGCUCAUGGAUCUUGCACACUACCACCGUUUGUUGAGUUGGACAUGAGUGCAGAAGGCUUUGCCUGUCUAUACCUACCUAGCAUUGCACCUCAGAGUACCACACCACCUACAGUCGUUACUGCUGAUAACAGUGUUCUCGGUGGCAUUGGUUCUGGUGAUCGAUUAUUUCCGCCACAAACUGGACUGACAUUCAGUACUUGGAUAUGUGUAGACAAGUUUAGUGAUCCACGAACUGAUCCACAUUGUGUGAGAUUAUUAACUCUAGUGCGCAGCCCACAAGCAUCAAGAGAUUUAAUUUGUCUCACAGCAGUUCUUAGUGCAAGAGAUAAAGCCAUUAUUGUAUCAACACAUGAAACUCCAUUACCACAAAAUGUAGGUGAAUGGGAACCAGAAGUCACGGGUGAAUACGGAGCACGGGUGUGGUGUCCAGAUUUACUUCACGAAGGACAAUGGCAUCACAUAGCCAUUGUACUAAAUCGAGCAGUUUUAAAGAAUUCUAGUUUCUCUCUCUACCUCGAUGGCCAGCACAUUUUUAGCCAAAAGCUGCACUAUAUAUCUCAAACUCCUGGGUGUGGCGCAGCAAAUUUGACUGUCGCAUCCCCGGUAUAUGGGUACAUUGGUACACCACCAUGUUGGCGGAGGUAUUCUAGACUGACUUGGAAGCAGGGACCGUGUCACCUGGUGGAAGAAGUGUUCAAUGCUCAAAAUAUAGCCACACUAUUCAAAUUGGGACCGCACUAUAUGGGCAGUCUACAAGCGCCACAGUUGGGUCCUGAGCCGUUGCCAGCACUUGUAGUCGAAGAAAAAGUUGUAUUUGGAUUAAAUGCAAAAGCUAUGUCACAACUGACGCUUGCUAAAAUUCGAAAAGUCUAUAGUCGAGCUGAUAACAAAUCCAUAGCUAAACAGUUGGGCAUGUCAUCCCAUGAGAAUGCCACACCUAUCAGAGUGCUUCACAACUCAGCAGGACACCUCAGUGGUCCAGCAAGGGCUCUUGGCGGUGUCGUCGUAGGGUAUCUUGGAGUAAGAGUCUUCAGUCCUCGACCUGUUGCCACAAUGAUUGAUAAUGUGGGCGGCUGCUCUGUUUUGCUUGGUCUUAUCGCAAUGGCGCAAGAUGUAGAAUCUCUUUAUGCUGCUGUUAAGGCCUUAGUUUGCGUUGUCCGAUCGAAUCAAGCUGCUCAGCAAGAAAUGGACCGCAGAAGAGGAUACCAAACCUUAGCUAUGCUCUUGAGAAGGAAGUGCCCAUUACUAAACAGCCAUAUUUUACAUCUUACGUUCAGUUUAGUAGGUACAGUUGAUAGCGGUAGAGAAACCAGUGCCAUUCCCAAUUUGACGGCAUUCCAAGAUCUUCUGUGUGACUUGGAGGUAUGGCAUGAAGCACCUGGAGAACUUCUACGCUCCCUUCUUGAACACCUGUACGAAUUAAUUGCUGAAUCAAGCGAAAAGAGAACCAACCUCCGAAUAAUGAGAGAUCUACAAUUAGUUCAUAAAUUACUACAUAUUCUCAGUGAUGUCAAACAAAAUACUACUAGACAGGUCCUUUUAGCGCUGUUGAGUAUCUUGCUGGGCCAACCAAGACAGGCUGAUCUCCUGUGGUUCGGCCAAUUUAUCGUUGCUACUUUGCCAGUUGGAUCGGAAAAACAUCUAGUUUUGCGAGAAGGUGAAAACGGCAAGGAGGGUGAAGGGGAGAAUAUUUUGUUGAGGAAUCGAUGCCUCCAGCUACUACACUCGUUAUUAUUCUCUGGAAUGAAAGUGACCAAUAACAUGUGCGAAGAUGUUGUAAGAGUGUUAGGAUUAGAUUGGAUACUGUUGUUUCUCCAACCUGGACUUCACAGCACUACAGUUGUAUGGGGACUACGGAUCCUUGUAGCUGUGACCUCUGUACAGUCGAUAUUACAAAAGUUUAAAGAGGGAACAACCAAUGGUGGUUGGUUAAGGCACACUGACCCCAACAGAAUGGCCUUAGCGCUUGGGUGUCAUCAACAGAUGACUAGUGGUGAAAUAAAAUCCGUAGGUCUUCAUGUGCCAGGAUUUCAGCAUCUUGGCUGGCUACUUCCCCAACAUGUGGAUCUUGUUCCUGAGCUGUAUUUUUUGUUUAUUGCUCUGAUGUUGGGACAGCCAGUGAAACUUUUACCUGCCGAUUCGAAGUUGGAUCUCGACAAUGUCUGGAAUUUUAUGUUCGGUGUACCAGCUAAUCAAUCCCUUUCCUCAUUAUCUGGAAAAAUCAAUUUAUGUCCUGAAGCUGUUGUCACAUUAUUGGCUAUGGUUCGCACUAUGCUCAAUAGUCAUAUCAAUGGGUCAGAAACGUUACCAGAGUGGCUCAACGACUAUCCAGUGACAAUCAUACAAUUUCUGUUUUUUCUCUAUCACAACUUUAACGAUUUUAUGCAAGUUUAUAUGACUGCUGAAGUCCUGGGUGCGCUAGCAGGGACAUUAUUUCCAAAACCGCCCAGCUGCAGUCAAGACAGUAGUGGAGCCAGCACACCUGCUGAUGAGGAACCGGUUUUAGUAAGAUCUCCAUCAAAAGAUAUUGGUCUGACGAACCAUAUAGCCAAGAAAUUCGUCAUGGACUUUCUUCGUGUCAUAAUUGUUGACUCUUUAUCACUGCCGGUAACUGCAAAGGCUCCGCCCUCAAUCGAUCUCGUAUUGGAAGCAUGGCCUGAGCAUGCUUCAACCAGUCAACAAACUCGCUAUCAAACUGAAGUGUUGUCGAUUUUAAUGGAGCAUUUAUUGGCAGCAGAUGUUUUGAUCGGUGAACAGGCUGCAUUGCCUGUAGUACCUGGUGGAUCAGCUAAUAACAUAACUAGUAACGUUUGCUAUGUUGCUGCCAGAAUAGUGGAUAAAUUGUGGCAAGGAGCAUUGACUAAAGACCCUCACGAAGUAUUCGAUUUCAUUGUAAAAUUAAUUGGACAAGCAAAGCGUAGACCAGGUGUGGUCAGUAUGGAGGGACUUCACCACUGUCUCAAUAGAACCAUCCUAUUCCUUCUGUCUCGAGCUACUGAUUCUAUAGCUGAUCAAAUGGCUGUGCUCGAAGCAUUGCAUAAACUGACUAACAACAGAUUAUUAGUGUUUGGCGCAGGCAAUCAUGAGCUCGAAUUCAUUGGCUGUUUGACUUAUUGCCUUCUUCAGCUGACAGCAGACAUGAAAAUUAUGUUGGAUACGAAUAUGAAAACUACAUGGCAUGUUAAUCCCCAAGUUGAGGCUAGCGAUGACAGAUUAACAUCUCAUCAAGGACAUAACUUGAUGGCUGUAGCUGCGUUGAGAGUAUGGGAGGAAUUAUAUGUAUGUAAAAAACCAGCUAUUGAGGAAGUAUUCAAAGUGACUCUAAUUCCACCAACUGGUAAUGAACGAGCUCCUGAUCUAGCCAUAGUAAGAGAUCAAGUAUCCGAAGCUGCCACUAAGUUAUGGCUCAAUUAUGUUGAUUUAGAACGUAAAGCAUCUUACCGAGUGCCUUGGGAAUUGCAUAAUCAAAUACAAUCUAAAAUACAGAAGGUUACCGGUGGUUUAACAAGAUUAGCCAGUCGAACUAAAGUUAGAAAAGAAGAAUCCGUUCAUGUUCGAGUUAGACUCCAUCAAAACAAAGUCGCUCAAUGGACUGAACAGCAUGUCGCCUUGGUCAGAGAAUUAGCUGCUUCCAGACGUCUUCAGCAUCAGCAUACCAAUCAACAUACACAGCGAUAUGUUUACCAGGAAUGGCUACAGACAGAAACAGAACUUACUAGAGAACGCGGCCUUUGGGGACCGCCGACUCCCACACAACUUGACAAGUGGAUGCUUGAUAUGACUGAGGGACCGUGUAGAAUGCGUAAAAAGAUGAUGAAAAAUGAUCUCUUCUACAUUCACUACCCUUACAGGCCCGAAUUGGAACAUCCAGAUAAUAAACAACUUAAAUACAAAGUUGCAACUAGUACAGACAGUAAAGAGUAUUAUUUGAAACAAUUGGGAAAUUCUGCUGGAAUGUUUGAACGAGAACGUGAUCCUGUAAUAGACGAUAGUCCGUUAAAUGUAAAUGAUACCUCAGCCGAUAGUGAACCACCAAUGGUACCUUGUACUCUUGAACGUCACGCCAGUGAGCCUGACGAAACAAUUGAAGACAUUGAGCAAGAAGAAGAAAACAAUCAAACGGUCCCUGAUAAUCAGACGUUACUCAGAUUACUUGAAGAACAUGAAAAGAUAAGUCAUAUGUUCAGAUGCGCUAGAAUACAAGGUUUAGACACAACUGAGGGACUGCUCUUAUUUGGGAAAGAGCAUUUUUACGUAAUCGAUGGAUUUACUUUAUUGAAAUCUCGGGAGAUUCGAGAUAUCGAAAGUCUGCCAGAGGCAUAUGAACCUAUAUUACCUUCACCUGGUUCGCCUCGAAGAUCUAGAGCAAUGAGACAAUGUUCAAAAUUCAACUAUGAAGACAUAAGGGAGGUACACAAAAGAAGAUAUCUGUUACAGCCAAUGGCAUUGGAAGUAUUUAGCGGUGACGGUAGAAAUUAUUUGUUAGCAUUUCCAAGAAAAGUUAGGAACAAGGUUUACACGCGAUUUAUGACUUUUGCAACGGCCAUAGCUGAUAGUGCUCAACAAUCUGUAGCAGGACAAAAACGAACAGCAAAUGUUGAGCAAGCGACGGGUCUUCUUUCGAAUUUAAUUGGUGAAACAUCGGUCACUCAACGAUGGGUGAGAGGAGAAAUAUCCAACUUCCAAUACCUCAUGCAUCUAAAUACCUUAGCUGGACGUAGCUAUAAUGAUCUCAUGCAGUAUCCAAUAUUUCCAUGGAUUUUGGCUGACUAUGAUAGUGAAGAACUGGACUUAAGUGAUCCGGCAACUUUCAGGGACUUUAGUAAACCUAUGGGGGCUCAAAGUCCAGAACGACUUUUACAGUUUAAAAAACGAUACAAAGAAUGGGAUGAUCCACACGGAGAAACUCCACCUUAUCAUUAUGGCACUCACUAUUCUUCAGCGAUGAUUGUGUGUUCGUAUCUUGUCAGAAUGGAGCCGUUUACCCAACAUUUUCUAAGGCUACAAGGUGGCCAUUUCGAUCUAGCUGACAGGAUGUUUAAUAGUAUUAAAGAGGCUUGGCUUUCUGCAUCUAAACAUAACAUGGCUGAUGUUAAGGAGCUUAUACCAGAAUUCUUUUAUCUGCCAGAAUUUCUCAUCAAUUCAAAUAAUUUCGAUUUAGGUUCUAAGCAAAGUGGGGUACAGCUGGGUGAUAUUGUUCUUCCUCCUUGGGCUAAGCAAGAUCCUCGCGAGUUUAUCAGAGUGCAUAGACUUGCUUUAGAAUGCGAUUAUAUAUCGCAACACUUGCAUCAGUGGAUAGACUUGAUAUUUGGUUACAAACAGAAUGGCCAAUAUGCAGUCGAUGCAGUCAACGUAUUCCAUCAUUUAUUUUAUGAAGGAAAUGUUGAUAUCUACAACAUCGAUGACCCAUUGAAAAAGAAUGCAACAAUUGGAUUUAUCAAUAAUUUUGGUCAGAUUCCAAAGCAGUUAUUCAAAAAACCACAUCCAGCAAAAAAGAUGACGCAAAGAACUAGUGUGAUCGAUCCCGGACCUAUUACGCCAGGCCUAAGUAUCACCACUUCCGAUAGACUGUUCUUCCAUAAUCUUGACAAUCUAAAACCAUCCCUUCAACCAAUCAAAGAGUUGAAAGGGCCCGUUGGUCACAUACUACACCUAGAUAAAGCUGUACUUGCUGUUGAGCAGAACAAAACUCUAAUACCACCGUCGUAUAAUAAAUACGUUGCCUGGGGUUUUGCCGAUCAUUCUUUAAGAAUAGGAAAUUAUGACAGUGAUAAAGCGAUAUUUGUAUGUGAGGCAAUGAUGCAGAGUAGCGGUGAAAUUGUAUCGUGCGUUUGUCCAUCUUCUAAACAGAUUGUCACUGCAGGCACCAGUUCGGUCGUUACUGUUUGGGAAUACGCCAAACGUCAGCUUUCUAUCAAACAGUGCUUAUAUGGGCACACUGAUGCUGUAACUUGUUUAGCUUCAAGUCCCGCAUACAAUGUCAUCGUUUCUGGCUCUCGAGAUGGUACCGCAAUAAUUUGGGAUUUGUCUCGCUGCCUCUUUGUUCGACAACUCAGAGGUCAUGCAGGUCCAGUUGCUGCAGUAGCAAUUAAUGACUUGACGGGUGAUAUUGCGACUUGCGCUGCUACCUGGCUUCAUGUGUGGAGUAUAAAUGGUGAAGAGCUGGCCAGUGUAAAUACUUGUGUCGGUCGAGCUGACCGGAUGCAACAAAUACUGUGCGUCGCGUUUAGUCAGACACACGAAUGGGACUCGCAAAAUGUUAUAAUGACUGGAUCGACGGACGGUGUUGCCAGAAUGUGGUCAAUGGACUUUGUUCAAGUACCUGCUGAGGAUGAGAAAGCUGAAGAAAUUGAAGUGAAAAAAGAGGUGGAAGAAGAUUUUUGCAAUGUUAAAAGUGACAAUGAAAAUACUAAGAAAAGAGUUCACGAUCUUGUCAAGCAAAUAAGUAUGUCUACCGAACGUACAGGUAUGUUGGUCAAGAGUGGGUCUGAAAGCAGUCUUUCCGAGACUGAAAAUUCUAAAGAAGCAUCUCGUGUUCACGAGGAAAAGGAAGAAUGUUCCGACAAUGAAUCGAACAAUGGUUCAAACAAUACACCUGCUCAGCAAAGUAAUCAUGCCGCUACUGUGGUACUGAGAAGAAAGAGCCGGUGCAAUCCAAUGUUCAGAAAAAGUGAAGGAGGUGGGCGAGCUGAUAGUGAAGGAUCCCAAAUAAGUGAAUCAGUUGUCGGCACCGGAGAUAAUACAGAAGGUGCUUUGAGAGCUAGUAAAAGCGAUACCAGCCUUACAGAUAGUUUUGUCAUGGUGACAGAAGCGGACACCAAGCCAAAGAAAAUUAACCCUCAAAACAUUCUUAGAAACGGUUUUAAGUGGCAGAGACAACUAGUAUUUAGAAGUAAACUGACCAUGCACACUGCCUACGAUCGAAAAGAUAAUGCCGAACCUGCAUCUAUUACAGCACUUGCGGUUUCAAGAGACCAUAGAGCAGUAUACGUUGGCGACACUAGAGGACGCGUGUUUUCUUGGAGUGUAUGUGAACAACCCGGGAGAACCGUUGCAGAUCAUUGGCUCAAAGAUGAAGGAGCUGAUUCUUGCGCUGGCUGUGGAGUGAGAUUCAAUCUAUAUGAACGGCGACAUCAUUGUCGCAAUUGCGGACAAGUUUUCUGUUCUAAAUGCAGUAGAUUUGAAUCUAAGAUUUCGAGAUUGGGCAUUUUGAAACCCGUCAGAGUUUGUCAAGGGUGCUAUGCUGCGCUACGAUCGCAACAUUCUACAGAAUCCAACACUUAAUGUAGUUCAACCAGGUUUUCUAUUACGUAUACCAUUCACUCCUGAAAAAUGGGAGUCAGACAAUUUGUAUAUAGUCAUGAUUGUCUUUGGCAUUCAUUGAAAAUUAGAAUUGAUUGAUACUAGACUCGUGUAAGUGUACCCAUAAUCCUGCACAACGAAUUUAUUGCAAUCUUACUCCAGAACUUGCGUUCAACUAGUGCAGUCAUUUUCUUACUUUUUAAACUUUGAAGUCUUAUGUAGCAGAAAUACCAAUACUUGCUAAGUAAUAGAGGUUUUGUGACAGACAAGAACUUCAAAUGUAAAGCAUGGCUCGUUGAAAAUUCUUUCGAUUCCCCGCCAACUGGGCGAGGUAGGAACUAUAUUAUUACAUAUACAAUAUAAUGAUGGCAUGAUGGGUGAAUAUAUAAUUUGAUUGGGAAAUUCGAUUUAUUGAUGACUUUAGCCGUUGACAAAAAAAAAAAACGAAGAGCUGAUCUUAUGCACGAUAGCAAUGAAAUUCGUUUUGCAGUAUCUACACUAUUAUAAUCUAAAAUUUAGAUCAUAGAAAUAGAAUAGUGAAUUAUAUAGCUUUCAAUAAUAUAGCAAUUGGUAUUGAAUUAAGAAGAUGAGACAUUCUCUUAUCUGUUUAUAUACAUGUGUAUAAUUUUUUUUUUUUAUAAUUACUUUCUUGAUAUUAUAAAAUGGGAUAUUAAUCAUUUUUAAAACACGUAACAUUUGUGUGAUAUUGUUUUAUAAGAAGAUUUUCAUUUUAUAGAACCUUACGUUCAAAUUACAGUCAAUUUUUUUUCUAUUUAAGGAGCUGAUGCAUGUCAGUGUUUUUUCAACAUUUUCACUCUUUUACGCUUCAGAGUAAAAAUAGGAUAUUUUAGUACGAACACACAGUAAACAAAUUUGAGAAAACAUUUACAGCCAUCAGCUCUUGAUACGUUUUAUAAUAAAAACGCCAGUCAUACAAAUAUGUAAUAGACAAUACCGUAUCUGCAUAAGAAUAUGAGGAGUGGAAUACCAAUAAAAAAAAAAAGAAAAAAAAACAAAGGAAAAAGAGAAAGAAAAAACACUAAUGUUAUAGUAAUAAUAUUACUGUUAAAAGCAAUGAUCUAUUAUAGCUAAUAUAAAUGUAGAGAUUUGUGUAUGACUUAGGGUAAAGACAUUCGUAGCAUGUAUUAUACAUAGGUAUGUUCCGUGAAAUUGUAAAUUGUUACAGAGCACGAUUUUGCUUUGUUAUCAGACAAAAAUGGUCUUUUUUAAUUUAUAGGAAGAGAUAAUGGUUAAUUUAUUCAUGUAGUGAAAAAUGAAUUUGAAACAAAUGCAUGUAUUCGGUGAAUCAAUAGAUUAUAUAAAUUCUAUACUUUAUCGUAUAUUUGAGAAAAAAGAAUACUAUUACUAGUGCAGAAAUAUAGAUCUAAUGCAUUAGUCACAUACGGCCAAUAAUUUUGCUGAUCUCGGUGGAGAAUAAGACUACAAUUUGACAAUUUUAAAAAGUGAAGUUAUUGGUCAUUAUUAGAUAGACAUAAGGUGGUUCACAUGAUAUCUUUGGUGACUACAAAAACAAGAAAUUUUAGUUAGUUGAAUUAAAUUUAAACACAAGUGAAAAACUGAAAAAUAAGACAUGACCGAAAGAAGGUUUUCUUGUUUUCAGAUUAUUGGGCAUUUUGCGCUCGCAAAUUUCAAACCAAAUUGAUAUUUGCACAAUCUGUGAAUCUUCUGUAGAUAUAGAAUGGUUUCUAAAAAUAAGCUUUAAUUAAUGCAUUAUACAAAACACAUAAACCCUGACAUUCAGUGCACAACUAUGUUCAAUACCGAGGGAUAUGAAAAAUAUACCUACUCUUGCCAUAACGGUGUUUUAACGAAAAACACAAUACUGCUUGAACUAUAUCUACCUUGAUAGAAUCAUGACAGCUGAUAAUUAAAGCAGCUCUACGAUUUGGCUUUGUCUGUUUCCAGAUGAACACUAAAAUCGUAAUCACGUACAUCCCUCGGUUAAAACAGUGAUUCAUGAAGAGCAUAUUUCAUUUCAUUCACGGUUAUUCCUACCAUCAAUUUAUUAGGAUGAAUUUUACGUUUUACCAUUUCAGACUAAUUAAUUUUUUAUUCAACUUUAUUUCACCCGUUGGAAGUCAAGUCGAAGUUCUGUUCUGAAUUCUGAUGAGGAAUUUUAAUCAUGUAUCACUAAGACCCAAAUUAUUUUCCGUUUCUAUUGACAUAAUGUAUAAACGUUUUCAUUCGAGCAAGGUUAUUUAAUUAUUUUUGAAAAGUAGUUAUUGGUAAAAAUCAUUUUAAACCAUAGCUCGGUUCCAGUAUUGUAUGUUUGUAUAGAAUUAAUGGUCUGGAUAAGAGUAUUGAUAUGGAAGAAACCAUCAGGUUGAACUUGUUUGAUGAAUAGAGUGUAUUAUUUGAAAAAAGCAAACAAACCUUAUUAAUAGCUAAAUAUAUGGUGAACGUGUUUAUGUAUAGACAUCUUAUUGAAUGGUUUGACCCAACGUGGGAUUAAUAUUGUAAAAAAAAUUAUAGUCAGAUCAAUAUUGUCUAUUAUUACUGCUAGAAACGAAGAUAAGUAGUUGAAGAAAACGAUUGAAUAUUGGCAAUACAAAAUAUAAUAAUGACUAAUGUGCUAAUAACUAAUCGCCAACCGCGCAAACAUCAACAUAUUACGAUCUGCAUAAAUAUGUUACUUUUUCCCAAGUCUUUCAAUGACUUAUAUCGAGUUAUUUGUUAUUCUAUAUAAUCAACUUAUGAAAAUCAGAUUUAAGAUGAAACAUUGUUAUAGGGUGGUAUUCUAAUUUAAUUUUCAAUUUUCAUACCUUUUUAUUCUUCCUCUUUAACACUGCCCCAUCCCGACAAUGAAUGGUUGAAAAAUUUUCAAAAAAAUGGGAUUAUCUAAUUGUACAUUGGAAUUUUUUUUCGAUCUUGCUACGAUUGGUAAAUUAUUAAUUUUAAGGCGCAAUCAUGAUUUCUAGUCACAAUAUACAUAUACCUUACAUUAUUUCUAUCCUUUUCCCAAUUAUUUCUCUUUCCCAAUUAUGAUUUACCAUAAUGAAUAGAGUUUGAUUUCGGACAUAUUGUGAAUGUCAUUGAUAACUGUCUGUUCAUUAUCAAUCAUUAUUACUAUUAUUAUUGUUGUUGUUGUUAUUAUUAUUAUUAUUUUAAUAUAUUAAUUUGUAUAUAAAGACUACUGUAAGGAAAACAAUCUGUCGUAAACAGUGCAGAAAAAAAUCAAUUGUAUACUCAGCGUAAUAUAAUCAUUUGCAUAUUGAAGUUAUAACAAGAAAUGAACAAUCAUAAUAAAUCAAGCAAAUAAUCUGAA